UUCUACAUUCCAGUCAUUCCGGGCGCAGCGAACAAUCGGCCCUCAGUUAUUUAUUAGCGCAGCUCGGGCUCUGCUCAGUCUGCUGCUGCCCGUCGGUGCGCACACACACUCACACUAACACUCACACACACACACACACGUACAUGGAGGAAUGAAAAGGAGACGCGUGGGGGAAACAACUUCGUGGACGCCGUUGGAUUGAGCGCGAUUAAGAGAUUACGCAGCACGCGGACCGUUGUCGUGGGCGAUGAGACUAUCAUUUGAUUUGUGACUUGUGAAUUGCCCGAGCCGCCCCCUCCAGGCUGUGUUUUUAUUUUUAAUUUUUUUAUUCCUACUGAGUGAAAUGAGAACGGCUGAAGAGUCCUCUGGAACGGUCCUGCACCGUCUCAUCCAGGAGCAGCUCCGCUACGGGAACCUGACAGACCACCGCACGCUGCUGGCCAUCCAGCAGCAGGCCCUGCGCGGAGGCAGCGGCGGCGGCGGCGGGGGCACCGGCAGCCCCCGCUCCUCUCUGGAGAGCCUCACUCAGGAGGAGACCCAGUACAUCCAGAUGUCAACACGGCAGGAGCCCCAGGGCCAGGAGCACCACGGGGACGGCCUGCACUCCGAGAGCCCCGUCUGCCACCUGUACCAGCUCCACGGCGAGGAGCUGCCGACGUACGAGGAGGCCAAGGCCCACUCCCAGUACCUGAUCUCCCAGAAGGGGCAGGUGGAACAGGAGGGUCCCGGCAUGGACAUAAUGGGGGGCCGCAGCGAGGGCCAGUGGGACCUGAAGAGGGAGCACGCCCGCUCCCUCAGCGAGAGGCUCAUGCAGCUUUCUCUGGAGAGAAACGCGCCAAGAGCGAACCUGGGUGUACGCUUUUCAAGCAGCCAUCCACAGCUGUACAGCAACAAUGCUACAAACACUAUGGCACCCGACAGACAAGGGAACCUGCAGUGUGUAGACCAGCGCGGGCCACCCCCGGACUAUCCUUUCUGUGCCACACUUCCUGGAUACAUGCUCAGUCACUCACAGGAGCAUGUGCAGUACUACAGGGACCCCCCUCCCCCCUUCUUCUCACACCACAGCAGGUAUGUGUCUGCUCAGUCCCAGGCGGCCCCCGGCAGCAUCUCCGCGGCCUCCGGCAAUAACUCGGCUCCGUCGGACGCGCUGCUGCGGGAGAACGAGAGGCUCCGGAAGGAGCUGGAGGUCUACGCAGAGAAGGCCGCCCGGCUGCAGAAGUUGGAGUUGGAGAUCCAGAGGAUAUCCGAAGCGUACGAGACCCUGAUGAAAGGCUCCGCCAAGAGGGAAACUUUGGAGAAGACGAUGAGGAACAAACUGGAGGCCGAGAUCAAGAGGAUGCACGACUUCAACCGAGACCUGAGGGAACAGCUCGACUCGGCGACCAAGCAGCGAGCAGCCAGGGAGGCGGAGUGCGUGGACGAGAAGCAGCACGUCUUUGUUAAACUACUGGAGCAAAAAGAGGAGCAGCAGCGGGAGCGCGAGCGCCUGGAGAGGCAGGUCCAGCACAUGCUCGUCUCGGGCGAGGAGUGCCAGCGGAGACGGGAGCUGCUGGAGCACGGCCUGGCCUCGGCGCGGGCCCGCAACCGGCAGCUGGAGGAAGAGCUGCAGAGGAAGCGGGCCUACGUGGAGAAAGUGGAGCGGCUGCAGAGUGCGCUGGCCCAGCUGCAGGCGGCGUGCGAGAAGAGGGAAGUGCUGGAGCUGCGGCUCCGCACUCGGCUGGAGCAGGAGCUGAAGAGCCUCAGGGCACAACAGUCUCGGAACCAGGCAGCUGACCCCGCGGCUUCGGAACCGAGCACCUUCGCGCUGCUGCAGCUGAGGGAGAGAGAGGAGCGCAUCCUGGCCCUGGAGGCGGACAUCACCAAGUGGGAGCAGAAGUACCUGGAGGAGAGCACCAUGAGGCAGUUUGCGAUGGACGCAGCUGCCACCGCUGCGGCAGAGAGGGAUACAACCAUCAUCAGGCACUCGCCCGGACAUUCACCGAACAACAGUUUUAAUGAAGACCUGCCUCUGUCGAACCACCGACAUCAGGAGAUGCAGAACAGGAUCCGGGCCCUUCACGCUCAGCUCCUGGAGAAGGACGCCGUGAUUAAAGUCCUGCAGCAGCGCUCCCGGUGGGAGCAGGGCAGGCUCCGACUGGCGAGGUCCGUCCCGUCCAUCAACACCGUGAGCAGCAGCACGGAGACUAAAGGAAAGAGCCUCUCCGACGACCUGACAGGUGUUGCGCCGCUGCGGCCGCAGCCCCGCCCGGCGCCCCGGGUAGCGAGCAGAGACUCCAGCACCCAGAGUGACGAGGCCCCGCCGGGGCCGGAGCCCACGGCAGAGUCGGGCAAGCUGAAGAGGUCUGAGGCGACGUCGGCAGCCGCCACCAACGCCUCGGAGGAGCCGAAGGCAUCCCCUGGGACACUCAAGGGCAUCAGCAGCCCAGAAGCCGAGAUGGUUGAAAUCCUCAUUUGAGCGAAGCUCAAAUAACUGAACGACGAGCGCCACCGACCACGGCGACGGACGCGUUUGGCCCGAGGCGACGGGCCGCUUUCGUCCACGGCCUCGAACAUCAAGAAAUGUCUGGAAUCAGCGUGUCCAGAGUCCCACGGUGCGACCAGGGUUCGGAGGGGAGAGCUGAGCUUUCCUUUCUGCUUCUGCUCCCGCUCCCGCGCGACUCACAAACUCUGAACUUUUGUCUCACAAGUCAGAAUUCUUCUUCUCGGUACCUAUACAGCUCUCUGCACGGUGAUAGGAACUGGGCUGUCAGUGUGUGCAUAUAUGUACAUAGGUUGUGCAUGUUACGAUUAUUAUUAUUAUUGUUAUUAUUAUUGUUAUUAUUAUUAUUAUUAUUAAUAAUAUUAUUUUUUAUUUCAUUUUUGUAACGUAUUUAUAUUUGUAAAUGCUGCUCAUGUCGUGAUAUUUUCGUCUUGGUGAGAAGAACAAGGAUCACUUUUCUCAACUUUUUAAUAUAUAAAUAUACAGAUAGCUCUCUUUUCUGCAUUAUGUGCACAGCCUGGCGACACAUUGUUUCCAGUAGCACGCCUGGCACCGUGGGAAUAUUUCUGAAGUGACCCAGUACAAGCAUCCCCUCGGCUUAGGGCCAUGUGUGAGGAUUACUCUGUUUGGGAGAACAACUCCAACCUAAAUUAACAGUUGCUCCCCUCUUUUUAAAAUACAUCCGAGGCCCUGCCCAGCAGAGGAUUUGGAAAGAUCCUUUUGAAUGUGGGGCACGCUCAUUUCCCUCUUAAAAAAAGCCCGUGGGGAUUGAGUGUUUCGCGGUGGGGCAUCUAAUUUUUCCCGAUCCAGGGUUAAUGUUCGGGGGGCCUCCGACGGCGACCGACCGACAUUUUCGCUCCCCUCCGCUGACAUGCGGGAGCUAAUCUUCUCACAUUCCUCGCUGAGGGAAUGCUCCUGUUAAAGAAAAAGGGCUAUCUAAAGUCUGACCCCCUCACCCUUGUUAAAACGGUAUGCAUUCUCCACAUGAUUCCUUUUCCUGGGGCUGGUCACAUCGUCUGGGCCGUGGUAGCUGGUUCUACCGUAAGUGUGGAAAUGGCCAACUAUAAUUGGCCUGCAUGUGCUACUCUAUUUGUUGUCCCCAUCACUGUGUUAUAUUCAGCUGUGUUUCCUCCCCAUCGCUCGAGCAUCUCGCAUGUCUGAGCGGACUACAACCAUAAUGUGGAAUCUUCUAUUUAUUUCUGCCCCGCAUGCCGUGGGAUCGCUCAACGCCGCUGAAUGUGAAGACCCCCAUGUUUUUUUCCCCGGAACACGUUUUGUCGUUGACUGGAAUGUGCCACGGUUCACAUCUGUUACACUCUUGUAGAGGGGGAAUCCCGCUGACACUCAACAUCAGCGGAUUUGUGAAGAAGCUAACGUGUUAUCGUCCAGUGUUGAAAAAUGUUAGUACAGAUGUUAGGGUCUGCAGGUCCAUCUUCAUUUGAAGUUCUACAGGUCUAACAUUGAACCGGUAUUCCCCCUGAAGCCUCACCAUAUUUCCUGUCGCAGUGCAUUUGCUGGCCAGUGCAACGUGUCAGUCCGCAUCAAUGCCCUUCAAUAUUUUUGGAACGUGUUUACAUGAAUGGCUUUUUGAAGUGAGAGAAGUUAAUAUAUUUUUAAGUUCGUUUUUUUGUCGUUGUCCAUUUAUAUAUGUGUAAUUUUAUUUUGUUGUCUGGUGCCAAAGAUGUGCCCAACUAUUUUUUAAGUUAUAACCAAUGACAAACGCAAGUGGUUCUGUUGCUUCAGCUGGUUGACCCGAUAUGAUGUUGCUGUGAACGUUUGUAAAGGAAACAUUUGUACGUACGCCUUUAACAUUUCACAAUGAUAGAUUAAAAUUCUUAAUAUAUGUCUGAUAAA
Molecule: messenger RNA, 4336 nt
Organism: Scophthalmus maximus (turbot)
Lineage: Eukaryota; Metazoa; Chordata; Actinopteri; Pleuronectiformes; Scophthalmidae
Gene: amotl2a
Product: angiomotin like 2a
Exons: 11
Coding region: 344-2458 (704 amino acids)
Biological process (GO): establishment of cell polarity involved in ameboidal cell migration; actin cytoskeleton organization; regulation of cell migration
Cellular component (GO): cytoplasmic vesicle; plasma membrane; bicellular tight junction
Source: RefSeq, a predicted model, not a curated record